AUGCUCUGGUUUGCGGGAUAUGUUCAAGCUUUCCUAGUCUUCUUAAGAUUUAUUCUGAAUCUUUUGAAUUUUGUCCCAGCCGCCGUCUGUCUUUACUAUUCGACCCCAAUCGAGCAUUGUAGGGUAAACAAUACGUCGCACAAUAUUCUGGGUCAACAAAAACUCAGCAAUGCUGUGAAUGCGAUAGGAACGCUCGUGGAGGACGGAAAUUCACUUCUGCUAAUAACGGCUAUCUUUUCUUGGAAGAUCUUCAACGUCAAAGAGUUCUUCUGCGCGGUCCUUCGAGUAGGACAUUUCUGGGUUUGGUGCCUGUUUUGCGUUUCCAACGCUUUGUCUAUUCUCUAUGUGGAUAUCGUCCAUGGAAAGGAUCACACUGGAAAAGUAAACGUCCAAGCAGUGGCUCUGAUAUCAGAAAUGUUGCUUCUUACGAUACUUGCCAGCGCCGUUAAUUUCAUUGCCCAUGACACCUACAUAAACUGGGUUGAGAAUCGCUUCCAUGGCCAGUUAAACACCCAACGCGUGUUUAAACCUCUCUGUCGCCUAGUUCUGAGCGCGUACUUUGUUCGCAAUCUUGGUUUCUUUCUCUAUGACACAGCCCUGGUUUCCUUAAGUAUUUCGCUGGUUAAAGGAGGAACGGUGCAAGGCUCGCGCGACUGGGAUAGCUUGCUCCUGUUGCUUAGCGCGGCAUUUCGGGCAAGUUUAACCAAAUUCUUCUUUGAAAAGAUGUUUCAAGGACAACAACUACCCACGGUAAGAUAAAGGUCAUUAAAAGUUAAUCUGGCUUUACAAGAUUAUAACAUCUCUUCAUUANGUCGCACAAUAUUCUGGGUCAACAAAAAUUCAGCAAUGCUGUGAAUGCGAUAGGAACGCUCGUGGAGGACGGAAAUUCACUUCUGCUAAUAACGGCUAUCUUUUCUUGGAAGUUUUUUAACGUCAAAGAGUUCUUCUGCGCGGUCCUUCGAGUAGGACAUUUCUGGGUUUGGUGCCUGUUUUGCGUUUCCAACGCUUUGUCUAUUCUCUAUGUGGAUAUCGUCCAUGGAAAGGAUCACACUGGAAAAGUAAACGUCCAAGCAGUGGCUCUGAUAUCAGAAAUGUUGCUUCUUACGAUACUUGCCAGCGCCGUUAAUUUCAUUGCCCAUGACACCUACAUAAACUGGGUUGAGAAUCGCUUCCAUGGCCAGUUAAACACCCAACGCGUGUUUAAACCUCUCUGUCGCCUAGUUCUGAGCGCGUACUUUGUUCGCAAUCUUGGUUUCUUUCUCUAUGACACAGCGCUGGUUUCCUUAAGUAUUUCGCUGGUUAAAGGAGGAACGGUGCAAGGCUCGCGCGACUGGGAUAGCUUGCUCCUGUUGCUUAGCGCGGCAUUUCGGGCAAGUUUAACCAAAUUCUUCUUUGAAAAGAUGUUUCAAGGACAACAACUACCCACGGUAAGAUAAAGGUCAUUAAAAGUUAAUCUGGCUUUACAAGAUUAUAACAUCUCUUCAUUACAAAGGGUAACAGAGGAAAUCAGUCUACUGGACGAAUUUUUACCUUAACCCCUCCAAGUACAGGGAGAAUUAAGUCUAUUAAAAUAUGAUAUUCUCUGUGCAAGUAACUGCGAUAGAACAUUAACAGUAAUUUCAUUCAAAUACAGUUGACUCUCGAUAACUCGAACCCUCGCUAACUCGAACCUGUCGAGCCUCUCGCUAACUCGAACCAAAAUCGAUUUCCCCUGAAUUUCCGUCAGACAUUUACUGUAAUUUAACCCUCGGUAACUCGAACCUCCCGCUAACUCGAAGUAGUUUUUGUUUCCCCUCAGAUCACUUCUAUAUAAUUUUUCCCUCUAUAACUCGAACCGUGUUUUGAGCCCUUAAAAAGUGGGGAAAAAAACAGUCUAUUCUAUUGAAUUUUGAAUUUCCAAUUGACGUGUUGUAGGCAUAUAGUUUAUUAGUGGAGGUUGGUGUUGUUUGCCUCUCGAAACAGUAAAAACGCAUGCUCUAUUUAGGCUAUGUUUUGUUACGUUACGUUCUGAUUUAUAAUCUCGAAGUAUCUUUUAAUUUUCACUUGACAUUUCUACUAUUCAUGUGUUUAAAAUGUUUACUGUGACUGUGCAGUUUUCCAUCCUCCUGGCUAUUUUCUUCGAGCUUCCAAUAACUCGAACUUUUUUCGAUUUCCCUUGAAGGUUCGAGUUAUCGGAAGUCGACUGUAUUACUUUAUAAACUAAGUUGGUUGGCAAGUUUCAAAGGCGGGCGCAUUACCUGCUCACUCACAGAGAGGAAAUAUCACUUUUCUUACGAAGUAAGGGGCGGAAGACCCGAGCGUGGCGAGGUUUACACAUAAGGCGGGAUUCUCGAAGUCUCCCUCGCAGCCGUUGCUGUCUCGACAAAAACGGCUACGAGAAAGACUAGGAUUUUCGUCACGCGUGGUUCGAUUAGGGCAGUGGAAUCUUGAAAUUUGUUGCCUGGAAGCUAUAUUAAUGGUUACUCAGGGGGAAAGAAAAUUGUCAAUGCUUUUAUUCUCGACAGGUAUGCGAAAAGGAAGAGGACACGAGGACUUUAUUGGGAGACAUACAAAGCAGGCAACUGGGAGGAUACCAAUUUCUUGAAGCCUCAACAGAAAGAAGUUUGACCUGA
Porites evermanni is the source of this 2612-nucleotide messenger RNA. The record is from the annotation of a GenBank genome assembly. Lineage: Eukaryota; Metazoa; Cnidaria; Anthozoa; Scleractinia; Poritidae.